Daucus carota subsp. sativus is the source of this 1668-nucleotide messenger RNA. RefSeq lists its product as uncharacterized. The transcript has 6 exons. Lineage: Eukaryota; Viridiplantae; Streptophyta; Magnoliopsida; Apiales; Apiaceae. The coding region runs from base 1 to 1668 and encodes 555 amino acids. The record is from RefSeq and is a predicted model, not a curated record.
AUGCACCUGCAUUUGCUGUCCAUUGAUGAGAGUUAUGUGAACUGCAUUGAGAAAGGACCUCAUGUUCCCAUGAAGGUCUGCACUAGUAUUGGAGCUGAUGGUGAAGACAUGGUUAAAGAUUCAAACUUGAAGUUCUUGAGAGCUCUUCCCAAAGAAUGGAAACCCAUGACAGUCUCUCUUAGAAACACUCAAGAAUUUAAGGAUUACACUCUUGAGAGACUGUAUGGAACUUUGAAGACCUAUGAGCUUGAAAUGGAACAAGAUGAAAAGGAUAAGGGAAAAUCUCAAGUUGAAGAAACGGAGAAGUUGGUCAACGAAGAGAACUCAGAAUCAAGCAAGGGUAAAGGAAAAGAUAUAGCUGAUUCUGGUGAAGCAAGUGAUGGGAUUGAUGAGCACUUGGCCUUCCUAUCAAGAAGAUUCUCCAAACUGAAAUUCAAGAAGAAUUUCAAUCCUGCUAAAUCAUUUAAGAGCAUUUCCAAGCCUGACAGAAGCAUGGUGGAUAGAUCCAAAUUUAAGUGCUUCAACUGUGGAAAUGCAGCCAAAGAUGAUCUUUUGGUUGUUUUAAAAAGAGAAGAGAUCAUUAGAAAACAGUUUGAAAAGGAACAAGAAAUAAUUGCUAAAUGGAAAUCAGGGAGAGAUGUUUCCACUAAUAUCAUCAACAUGCAAGGUAGAGAAACCUUUGUUGUGAAUGAAUUGAAAAGAGACAAGAAAGCUCUUGAGAUCUCAGAGGACAAUUCAAGUGAUGAAAAUACUGAUGAUGAUCAUCAGUUGAAAACUAAAGCUUCAACUGAUGAAAGUCAUCAGUUGAGCAAAAAUUCAUCAGUUGACAAGAAAACUCUCAAGAAGCUCAACAAGAAAUAUGGUCCUGUUAAGAAGAACUUUGUCAAAGGUGAGAAUAAUUCCUCUGAAACUAGUGAGAGUGUUAACAACAUUCAUAACUCUAGUAACAAGACUAAGAAGAAAUUGGAUGCUAGUGAGUCUAAAUCAGAAGAGACUAAAAAGAAAAAGGGAAAUAGGAAUGGUAAGAUUGGAGUCAAUAAGCACACUAAUUACACACCCAAUGCUAGUGCUCCUAGGAAAACUUUUAGCAAAUGUGGUAGUGUAAAUCAUUUAUCUGCUAAUUGUAAAACUGUGAUUGCUCCUAAUUUACCAUUACCUAUUCAUAUGCCAUCUGUUCCUCACAUGAACCUGCCUGCUAUGAACAUGAUGCCUGGUUUAUUGCCUCACAACUCUUACUCUCAAGCUGGCAUGCCAUAUAUGUUCAAUCCAUAUUUCAAUGCUUUUAAUAUGCCUCAAUUCCAUUCAAAUCUUCAUGGCAUAAACAAUGGAAACCAUAAGAAGAAUUUGUGGUACUUAGAUAGUAAAUGCUACAGGCACAUGACUGCAAAAGAGAAUGUCAUCAUAGAUGAAGUUGCAUUGGUGUCUGGUCUUAAGAAUAAUUUGCUGAGCAUUAGUCAACUCUGUGACAAAGGAUACAAGGUCAAUUUCACUCCUGCAGCCUGUGUUGUCACCAAAGGAGAUGACAGCAAUGUGGUACUAAUUGGACAAAGAAAAGGAAAUGUGUAUGUAGCUGACUUCAAUUCUGUCAAGUCUGAAUCAAUCACUUGUUUCUCAGCAAAGCAAGCUCAGAUGACAGUUGGCUAUGGCACAAAAGAUUGUCUCAUUUAA